Molecule: messenger RNA, 4549 nt
Organism: Cherax quadricarinatus
Lineage: Eukaryota; Metazoa; Arthropoda; Malacostraca; Decapoda; Parastacidae
Product: E3 ubiquitin-protein ligase RNF10
Biological process (GO): positive regulation of transcription by RNA polymerase II
Molecular function (GO): transcription cis-regulatory region binding; metal ion binding
Source: RefSeq, a predicted model, not a curated record
ACAGUGAACGCUACCAGUCGUCUCGUCGCCAUCUUGCGACGAAAGUGAAGCACAUCCUCGGGGCGCAGCCUUAUUUCUUGGGAGUCUUUAGCUCCCAAGACUCUCUUGCUUUCCUCUUACUCGGCACCUUCUCCCCCGACCUCAGAGCCUGUGUUCGAUAAGGAUACAGAGCAUUUUUACUGUUUGUGUGUGACGACAUGGCUUGCUAAACAUCAAGAUGUCUGGUGGCUGUGUUAUCGGUGCUAGGGGAGUUCUCUCCGUCCCGUGCUCCACCUCUGUGUAUGGACACACCAUCUACCAUGGACAAGAAGGCCGCACUCAGGCUGCCUCAGCUGCCUGCUAAGACCGGCCAAGAAACCACUACUAAAGAAUAUGGAGGAAAGAAAAAUGUGCCCCAACAUGCUCGGAAACGGGAAUUUGACCGUCCCGACUCUGGGAGGAAACCGGUGGCCGGGCGCAGUGGGAGGACGGGCCAGCGGUAUGUCCGUCCCAGGGAGAAGAUGGGUGGCAAGGUAGAGGGUACCACAAAUGAAUCGGAAUCUGGGUCACUGUACUGCACAGGUGGCAAGAAGCAGAAUAUCACUCACCUGUUGAACUGGUGGGGUCCGGGCCACAGACCGCAGGGUAACUCUUCUGGUGGUUACCAGGGAGGCAGGUCUCGAGUGAGACGCUACUCUUCUCACAUCCUUAAGUACAGCAAGGAACAUUAUCUGCAAGCCAACUGUCAGUUUGCUGUGAAUGACCAGGGGGAUUAUUCUGUAUAUGCUGCCAACCAAGACUUACUGGUUGACUGGAGUUUUGUCGAGGAAGUGAGACUCCAUGUAUGUGAAGCACCAUCCUGCCCAAUCUGCCUCUACCCACCUAUUGCUGCCAAGGUAACACGUUGUGGACAUAUCUACUGUUUUCCAUGCAUCCUCCAUUACUUGGCGCUCUCUGAUAAGAAAUGGCGGAAGUGUCCUAUCUGCUAUGAACCAGUUGUCAAAGAGGAUCUCAAGAGUGUCGUUGCCAUAUGCCACAAGGAAUUUAAUAUUGGUGAGGAAAUUGAGCUACAACUCAUGCGUCGGGAACGUGAUUCUCUGCUGCCCAUGCCUGCAGCCUUGUUCAACCAAGAGAUUAUAGACUCCACUCCACGUAUUAGCCAGCCAACUGCUGCAACUCCUUAUGCCAAACUGCUCAUAGCAUCCAAGGAAGAGGUACAAACCCACAUAAUCAUGAGAGAGAAGAGGGAUUUGGAGGCUCAGCUAGUAGAAGAGGGAGAUCAGCCUGAAGCUUGCUUCAUUGAUGAGGCCCUGUCACUUCUCCGAGCUCGUCAACAUUCUCUGAAUUCUGAAACUUGUACCGAACACCACACAAAAACUGGAGGACAACCAAAGACUUUAUCACAGACUAGCCCAAGUGAACACUCGCCAGAUGACGGUUCAUCAGUCGAAGAUCCACCAGAUCUUGUUUCCAGUUUGGGAGACUUGUCCAGUCAGGGUGAUCCUCGACCAGAACCCAUUGUAGAGGCAGAAGGGGGCAAGCCAGCCAUUACUGUGGAAGAUUUAGACAUUUCACAACUGCAGCCAGUUAAUCAAAAUACUCCUCGUGGUCAGCAAAGUCACCGCAACACUCCGAAGUCUACUUUUUACUUCUAUCAAGCCAGUAAUGGGGCACACAUUUAUCUGCAUGCUCUUAAUGUACAAAUGCUGGUGCAGGAAUAUGGUGCUCUGGAGAACUGCCCUCCACUCAUAAGAGCAAAGGUGGUAGAGAAGGAGUCUGUGUCUAUGACUGAAGAUCUCCGUAUGCGUCUGCGAUAUCUACGACACUUGCCAGUUACCUGCAGUUUUGAAGUUGUAGAAGUGUGUCUUCAGUUACCUGUUGUGUCCCAACUCACUCAAGCAAUGUUUCAGGAUCAGAUUGAUUCCAGACAACGUAAGCGCAACAAACGUGCCCGUGAAGAACGAAAAAUAGAGAAACGCGUACAAGCAGAAGAGGAUCGCAUGAUGGGACGCAGCAAGGGAGCCACCAAUCUUAAGAUAGAAUCUUUGAGACAGUUUCCCUCUUUUUGUGAUGACCUUUCUUCAAGACCCAGCAGUGAGGUUGAUGGAGCAAAUGCAGGCACUGAACAAAUUACCAGUGAAACUAGUACCAGUCCCAAUAGUGAGCUGCCAGGGAGUUCCUCCACAGACCCAACACAUACUGGCAUGUCUUUUGCAAAGAUGAUUAGAGAAGGUAAAGUGCGGGUUCAGCAUUCCCAAAAUGAACCUACUAGUAUAACAGGAGGAGUGUGGCCAACGCUUGGAGGGCCUCUCACAAGAUCAACAUCAAAAGGAAACGGAGGUUGCUCUUCUGGCAUAAGCAGCAGACCUUGGGAAGGAAAACGAGCAAAUCUGCAGGGUGAAGCUUCUACAAAUCCUGGUAACUGCAGUGAUGAGGAAGAGUGUUUGGCAGUGCCAGAAUUUAAGCAUGCUUUUAGUGAUGCUGUGGCCAGGGCUAUGGAUGCUGCAGCAAAGAAAUCUGCAGCUGAGGCAGAAGUAGCAUCAACUGUGGAAGCAGGCAAAAAGGGGAAGAAGAAGAAGAAGCAACAGAAGAAAGUUCUUCUGUUCUCGUCAGGAGGACUGAACUAGUGUCUUAAUACAGACACCCUUAUUGUUGUUUGGGCUCCAUGGUGAAUAUGGGAUAGUUUAGAACAUUGUAUUUAGUUUUCCCCUGGUUAGCAUAAUCACUGGUAAAAUUAUUUUUGAAGUUCUUGGCACCUACCUACUUUUUUUUUUUAUUGUAUGGCUGUCAUGUACAUCUAUGGAUACAGCCUUUUAAAGUUUGUUGGGUUAAUCUGUAUUUCUUUUUUAUGUAAUAUAUACUCUUGGAUUUAUGUAAUGAUUGCAGUUAGGUUUCACAUUGCUGCCAUUCGUAUGUAUAAUUGCAUCUACUAUGUUUUAAAGUUCCUAAUUUUUAUGCGCUAGUGUCAUCUUGUAUCUGCGUCAUUUGUAUCUUGCAUUUGUGUAUUAUACUUGGUAUUUUUGGUAAACAACAUAAUUUCCAAAUACCAUUUGAGUAUCAGUAUGUAAUAAUUUGUAUGGUUUAUUAUAUGACAGUAUUAAGAUACUUGUUUCAUAGUUUCCUUGCUGAAAUUCUGCUUUGAAUUCAAAUGUCAAUUUUAAACUGUAUUUGAAAAAAAUUAAAUACCAAUUGCCAAAUAUUCUGUUGGCAGGAUUAUGCUUGUAUAAAUAAGACUUGAUUAACCCUUUUCAUUAGUAAUGCCAUUAAUAAUACAGUGGACCCCCGGUAUUCGAUAUUAAUCAGUUUCUGAGAGCUCAUCGAAUACCGAUAAUAUCAAAAACCGAAUCAAUUUUCCUCAUAAGAAAUAAUGGAAAUCAAAUUAAUCUGUGCAAGACACCCAAAAGUAUAAAAAAAAAAUUUUACUACAUGAAAUAUUAAGUUUAAUGCAAUAGAAUAAUUACAAUAACAAUAAAAUAAUUGACACUUACCUUUAAUGAAGAUCUGGUGAUGAUUGAUGGGAUGGGAGGAGGGGAGAGGUGUUAGUGUUUCGAAGGGUAAUCCCCUUCCAUUAGGACUUGAGGUAGCAAGUCCAUUUCCGGGGUUACUUCCCUUCUUUUAAUGCCACUAGGACCAGCUUGAGAGUCACUGGACUUCUGUCACACAACAUAACUGGCAGCCUCACCAUGCCUAAUCACACUAUGUAUGCCACUACGAUUCUUAAAUCUUUCAAACCAACCUUUGCUGGCCUUAAAUUCACUCGCAUCACCACUAGUUGCAGGCAAUUUCUUUACCAAAUCGUCAUGCAACUGCCUAGCCUUUUCACAAAUGAUCGCUUGAGAGAUGCUAUCUCCUGCUAUCUGUUUUUCAUUUAUCCACACCAGUAACAAUCUCUCAACAUUUUCUAACACUUGCGGUCGCUGUUUCGUAAUCACAGUUGCAGCUUUUGCAAGAACAGCUUCCUUGAUUGCUGUUUUCCUGGGCACUAUAGUAGAGAUGGUUGAUUGGGGUUUAUUAUACAACCUGACCAGCUCCGACACACGCACUCCACUUUCGUACUUUGCAAUUAUCUCUUUCUUCAUUUCAUAAGUCAUUAGCGACUUUUUUCUCGAAGGGUUGGCACUAGAAGCUUUCUUGGGGCCCAUGGUGACUUAUUUUGCAGAAACAAGCACCAAACACAGUGAUAAUAUGGAUAAUAUGGAAUGUACCGAAUGUAUCCUUAGAUGCGCGCACACUGGCUGGCUUGUAAACACUAGCACACAUGGAGCAGUUAAGGCCACACGUGGACAGGUCUCGUACGAAUUGUAUCGAAUACCGAGGAAAAUUUUUUGCGUUAAAAUGCAUUGAAAACCGGAUUUAUCGAAUACCGAUGCCAUCGAAUACCGGGGGUCCACUGUACUUCUGUUGUGGCUAAUGUCCAGACAUAAUUCUGACUAGUGUAAAUUUAUUUUUUUGCUUUCAUAAGUAACCUUUUUAUGAUUUACAUUUCAACCAUGGCAUAUAUAAUUUAUAUUAUUUCAAUACUAUAAGUAGCACCUGUUGCUUUGAAUCGCUGAAUAAACUACAAAAAUUC